Molecule: messenger RNA, 756 nt
Organism: Candidula unifasciata
Lineage: Eukaryota; Metazoa; Mollusca; Gastropoda; Stylommatophora; Geomitridae
Source: the annotation of a GenBank genome assembly
AUGGAGCUGGUGGUAGCAGUAGCUAUUGGUGUUCUGUCUGUAGUGUUUGUAGCAGCAUUGGUCACCUUGAUAAUGAUACUGAAAUACAAGUGCAGAAAGGUGGACCACUUAACAGAGGAGCAUAACAAGGAAUCUCGGCAAGAUGCUCAACUGAUUGUAGAGACUCCAGAUGUGAUCGGCUCACAGUCCAGCAUGGAUGUUGAGCUUGGUGAUGUGCAGCUGAUAAAUCCAAGACUGGAGGAACUGCUCAAUAAUGAGCAGUGGGUAGAUGAUGCCACAGGACUAGUUCCCCAUUGUCUGUCAAUUCUGAAGACCUGUCAUCAGUUAACUGAGAAGCUGGUUGGUAUGACGAUGGGCAAUGCACCCAACAUACGUACUCAGGAGACUCUUACAGAAAUAGUGUCUGUUGCCAAGCGAAUUAACCCACGAGUGGAUGAAGUUGUGCGAUCAUUCAACCCUCCCUUAGAUCCAAGACUUCUGGAAGCUAGAUUCACUGCUCUAGUAUUGUCUGUGAGUCACCUGGUAAUGAUUACAAAGAAUGCAUGCCAAAUGUCUGGCACACUUGACUGGAUAGAUCAAAGUUUGGCUGAUGUGGAGGAUCAUUUGAGGGUGCUGCGGGAAGCAAGCAUGAAUUUAGAGAAUCAUCACCAAAUGAAUUCCGCCAUCAUCUCUGCCUUUCCUUCAAACCUGGAAAACCCUGGCCAGCCAUCACUAGUAUUGGCAGUUCCAGUCAGGAAUGAUAAUUCACAGCUUUAG